ACCAAACCCAAGGGACCACGCAGCCCAUUCUGCACCAUAUACCGGCUUUCUGUCUCCAGAAAAAAAACACAUUUGAAGCAUGAAUUCCCAGCAGGAGAAGCAGCCCUGCAUCCCACCCCCUCAGCCUCAGCAGCAGCAGGUGAAACAGCCUUGCCAGCCUCCACCCCAGGAACCAUGCAUCCCCAAAACCAAGGAGCCCUGCCUCCCCAAGGUGCCUGAGCCCUGCCACCCCAAAGUGCCUGAGCCCUGCCAGCCCAAGUUUCCAGAGCCCUGCCACCCCAAGGUGCCUGAGCCCUGCCAUUCAACGGUCACUCCAGCACCAGCCCAGCAGAAGACCAAGCAGAAGUAAUGUGGUCCGCAGCCAUGCCCUUGAGGAGCCAGCCACUGGAUACUGAACACCUUACCCCAUUCUGCUUAUGAAUACCAUUUGCCUAUUGACCCUGUGGUUAGCAUGCUGUCACCCUGAAUCAUAAUCUUCCCUUUGCACCUCCAAAAAGAUAUUCCUUUCCCUCACUCUGGAGGGCUCCUGUGCCUUUGAGUAAGGCUGAAAGUCUCACUGACUAAACUAGUCUUCUUGUUGCUCAGGGUGCAUCUGAGGAGGGAUUUGGGGAGGGAUCAAGUGAACCAUCCCUGGUCUUCCCUCAAUAAAUAACUUUUAACUCCA
Messenger RNA from Piliocolobus tephrosceles (Ugandan red Colobus), 664 nucleotides. RefSeq names its product cornifin. The transcript has 2 exons. NCBI's taxonomy places the organism in Eukaryota, Metazoa, Chordata, Mammalia, Primates, Cercopithecidae. The coding region runs from base 80 to 349 and encodes 89 amino acids. The record is from RefSeq and is a predicted model, not a curated record.